Molecule: messenger RNA, 3651 nt
Organism: Recurvomyces mirabilis
Lineage: Eukaryota; Fungi; Ascomycota; Dothideomycetes; Mycosphaerellales; Teratosphaeriaceae
Exons: 3
Coding region: 1-3651 (1216 amino acids)
Source: RefSeq, a predicted model, not a curated record
AUGGCCACUGUGAACCUCGAAGAGAUCAGAAGAAAAUACAACUUCAAGCAAAUCUCUGUAGCAACAUGGCGGGACCCAAGAAGUAGCACUAUUCCUGCCAGAGGUGGACCAUCGGCGCCCAUGUACUCGGCGGAAGCCAUUUCGAAGCCGUACAUUCCCACGUACAAAGUCAAGUAUAAGCUACCAGAACCUACAGAUGAUGAGGCAUCCGAAGAUGAGCAAGCAGCGCCAGCGCCAAAGGGAGAGAUUGAAGAGCCUGCUGCAGAUGCGCCUGUCGACUCUCCUCUGGAGCCACCUAUGCCGCAGGUAGACGUAGUCGAGGAUCCUGCUCCUCCACCCCCUCCAGAAAUCGAUCCACCAGGGACAGUAGAAGAUGCGCCACCAAUUGCUGCUGACGACGGAGAGGACACACAGGAUGCUAACCCUGCUGGAGAAUCUAUCCACAUCCCUGAGCUGCUCGCUGAUCCGCUAGCCACCCUUGAAGGCCCUUUGGCUGCUCUGCCUGAUGUUGCUCCCCUUGAAGACAUCGACGAAAACUCCCUGAGUGCGACCCCAGAGAACACACUAUCCGUGGACGAUGUUCAAGAUGAUCUACAACUAUCAGAGCAUAUCGAAGCACCAUGGCCGCCAUCACCGCCACCGAUCGACACAUACCCUGACAUCUCGGAGCACGUCGACUUCCUCGACCUAGCUGAACCCUACCCGAUACCUGCUCUACAUCCGGUCGAUCUGGUUAUCAUCGACCCAGCUCAAGGAAUGCCAGGAGCUUUCGACGCACCGACUUUUGAUACCGGACCUGUACCAGGAAGUCCUGACAAAUCAGUACACUUUGCUCCUGGCACUCCCGAUCCCAAGCCCACUGUGCGAAAGAAAAAGUCUACGAAAGGCACCAAGAGUAAAUCGAAGAAGCGAGUCGAGGUACAGAUCGCAAGUCUGCCAGACGAUAUCCUUGCAAUCGUUGAUGGGGACAUACAAGACAAUUUAAUUCCUGUUCCUGAGACGCCAAUGAUCGUGCCAGCCCUAGUCGAUUCUGAUGAACAUCCUGUGGAAGAGGCUCUCACUGACAUUGAUGCGGUCGAAGCCACACCGGUCAUAGAUGCCGGGAAGGAGCCCGAGUCUGCCGCUAUGGUACCUGUCGUUGAUGAGGCACCAGCUGCAGACCCGCCUGCCGUCCAGACCGAGGAAGUGACAUCCUCGAAGAAGAAGGAUAGCGCUAGGAGCUCGUCUAGAAAUAAGGACAAGGCCAAGAAAAAGAACUCAAAAUCCAAGGCGGCGAAGGACAGAGUGCCUGUGGCUGCAGCAGGGUUAGGCAUCGAACUCGCUCUUCCAUCUGACCCACCAGCUGUCCUUGAUCUAGACGAUAUCCUCAAUAAUCUACCACCGCCGCCGCCGCCGCCGCCGCCUGGAGCGGAAGCUGCUGUCGAAGGACCUGCCGUCGAAGAAUUUGCUGAAGUGCCCAGUGAGGCAGAGACUAAUGUUGCUGCUUCCUUUGCGGCUGAUGAGAUACCAAAUGCCGACUCUGCUGUGGAUAAAGAUAUGCCUGUACAACACAUACCCGCGGAUGAUGCAGACAUUCUGGGAGCUUCACAAGAAGACGCAGCCAGCUUGAACGGCCAAGAACCCGACAUUUGCGCCCCGGCUCCAACAUCGGAGCCAGACGACAUAGUGGGUCUGGAGCAAGAGGUAGGCCCUGCAGCUUCGGUAGAGGACGGCGAGCAGCAUGAUGUCGAGGACGUACAGCCGCCUGGCGAAACGGAGAAGGACGUGGGACAGACUGUUGGUCCGGCAGAUAUGAGCGCUGAGAUCUACUCAAGCCACAGCGAGGAAUUGCAUGAAGCUGUGGACUGUACGACAGUGGAGAUAGGUGAUGUUGCAGGGGUGCCUGUGGUAGUCGACGACGAGAUCGCGGCAGCAUGGGACGACCGCGAGGAGGCUGAAGACGAACUAGAUCUGGCUGAAUCUGGGUUGGUGGACGAUCACGCGGACGAGGAUGACAGUCCGAGUGGUGCUACUACUGAUGAACUUGAGGGUUUGCAUGAGCCAGCUGUCGAUUCGGUGGAAGACGCGGCCUCGGAGGUAGAGAUCGAGGAUAUUGAAGACCUCCAGGCUCGCUCGCCUGAGUCUGCAGUUGCGGAUGUAGUUGAACAGACGGGUGACAACGAGGAACCCCUCAUCAGUCCAGAUAUUGUGGAGGAGAUUGGAGUCAACGACGAGCAGCUUCCUGAUGUCACUAUCGGUACUGCUGAUAACGCGGCCGAUACACAGCCAGCAGUCACAGCAAUAGAUACUCCUGCCGCGCUAGAAGCCGACAGACUCGGUUCGCCGGCUGAAGCAGGGUGGGAUGAUCCAUCAGGAGACGACAUAAGUAUAGGCGAUGGACUCUCUGAAGUCGAGGUUGUAGUAGACGAUGACAAUGCUCCUGACCAGCCGGAGAUUAACACCACCUGCGAGCAUAUUGACGAAGGCGGAGCUGGAGAUGUGCUUGAUGAGACAGAUCCCGAACCACCAGUCAGUUUGCCUGUGCUCAAUGAAGGCCAAGAUACCAAAGUGGAGGUUCAAGGCGUGACCGAAGAGUCGGCAGGGCAGGAAGACUCAUUUCAAGCUGAUGAGCCCGUUGCAGAUCAAAUUGUAGCUGCAGAGUCUCAGGUCGAAGCUAUCACCGAUGGUGAAAAUGAGAUGACACAGCUACUUGAUAUUGAACAGAGAGAAGACGCUGAGGCUGAUAACGAGCCUCCACCUGCCGAAGUCCUGGAUGCAGGGUCAGAUGCAGCAGCGAAAGAGGUUCCGGCUGCUGCUGAGGCAAUACCAGAGCCUGCUAUCGAGGACAAGAAGCCUGGAAAAGUCGAUGCGCCUCCUGCAGCGCCGCCUUCUCCUAGCUUGAGCAAGAGUAGCUCCCAUAAACAACGAGCCGACUACUGGGCCCGCAGACCUGCUAAAAGACCCUCCACAGCCGACUCGAAGGCAAGCAAGUCAGAGAAACCAGGAUCUAGCAAGCGUAGUAGCAAGUCCAGUGGCGAUGCUUCGCAGGGAAAGAAUCGUGAGAAGUCAUCCCGUUCGUCACGGCGAUAUUCAAUAUCUGCAGAAGAAGAGGAGGAGCGCCGCAAGCGAAGAGCUGCUCGGAAAGCCGAAGAGGCGGUUCGCGAGACUGCCCGCAUCCAGGAGGUGGAAAGGCAGAAGGCGUAUGAGGAAGAGCUUCGACUGAUCCGGCAUGAAGCUCGUCGUGCCGCUCGCAAAGCUGCGGCUGAAGAGACAGCCAAGCUGAUCCGAGAGGAGGCAGAAGACAUCGCACGAGAAGAGGCAGAGGCUAGACGACGAAGGCGAGAGGCACGGGAGCAAGAGGCGAAGACUUCGAGGUCUAAGCUAGUCAGCCUUCACAAAGCCGGCGUAGUGAAGCUCGCCCCCGAAGCUCGAGGAAAGAGGAUCAUCCAGCAUCAAGACGAGAGGCCUCUCCUGCAGGACAUCGAGAGGAGCCAGUCGUGGACAAUCCUCCUGAGCCAGAACCAGCUCAAGCAGGACCAUCGAGCUCGAACGGCAGUAGCUCGCGGCGUCGCCGACACGUCUCGGAAACAGACCGUCCCAGCACCCGUCGCCGCGAUAGUGAACGGCACAGUCAAAGGCCUCCAGCGCCCGAGAAACCACGAAACUUCUUGA